This is a messenger RNA of Oryza brachyantha (malo sina), 687 nucleotides long. RefSeq names its product LOB domain-containing protein 3-like. The coding region runs from base 1 to 687 and encodes 228 amino acids. The record is from RefSeq and is a predicted model, not a curated record. NCBI's taxonomy places the organism in Eukaryota, Viridiplantae, Streptophyta, Magnoliopsida, Poales, Poaceae. The transcript has a single exon.
AUGGGCGAUGAGACAGACGGGGGCACGCCGCCUCCGCCUCCGCCGCCGCCGCCGCCGGCGUGCGCCGCGUGCAAGCACCAGCGGCGGAGGUGCACGCCAGGCUGCAAGCUGGCGCCCUACUUCCCGGCCCACCAGCCCGACCGGUUCAAGAACGCGCACCGCGUCUUCGGCAUCAAGAACAUCCUCCGCCUCAUGGAGACCGCCGGGGAGGAGAGGCGCAACGACGCCAUCAAGUCCGUCGUCUACGAGUCCGACGCGUGGGCCGUCGACGGCGUGCGCGGCGCCGCGGGCAUCGUCGCGAACCUCUUCCGGGAGCUCCGCGGCCUGGAGGCCGAGCUCGCCGAGCUCAACAGGCAGCUGGAGCUCCGCCGCGGUCCGAAGCCGCCGCCGGCGCCCGCCGGCGCCGUCGUCCCUGGUGGCCAGGACUUCCACAGGCGGUUGCCGCAGGCGCAGUCUUCGACGGCGACACUACCGCCGAACUGUCACCACGACAUCUACAUGGCACCGUCGUACCAUGUACGGAGAGACGAUGAAGAUUAUCUAGUUGAGCCAUCCUCCCGCCCAGCGGAUGAUGCGGUGGCGAUGUCGACGGCAGAGCGCCAUGGGGAUGGACGUGGGUUAGCUCCUCCUCGUGACAACGCAAAGGGAGAAGACGACCCUACCUCAUCGAUGAGGUUCCUCCGAUAG